Molecule: messenger RNA, 1998 nt
Organism: Kwoniella mangroviensis CBS 8507
Lineage: Eukaryota; Fungi; Basidiomycota; Tremellomycetes; Tremellales; Cryptococcaceae
Exons: 3
Coding region: 1-1998 (665 amino acids)
Source: RefSeq, a predicted model, not a curated record
AUGUCUGUGUUCAAAAAAGAAUUUUACGAUGACGAGUCUAUAGAGCUCCCCGCAGAUCUGGAAGAACGAUUUUCGGAAGUACAAAAAGGUCAUGCUGCCUUGACCUCUGAGGCAUUAAGAGGAUCCCAGGAUGCCCAGAAUGCUAUUGAUGAUGCCAUCCAAAACGGAGUUGUAUCCCUGCACAACAGAGAUAGGUUAACCUAUGACGGGAACAGACUGUUGAGAGGUAUGAUGAACAACUUCCUGGGCCUGGUUUAUGUUGGCAGUAAGGAUUCGGCCAAACUGACAGAAGGUCAGAUGAACAAUGUGAAGACCAAUCUCGAGAUCAUUGAAAACAAAAUGCAAAGCAAGUCAGAAAGAUGGAGAUCCUUCUUCGAGGACACCGAAAAUCCAUUGGUAGAGCUUGAGAUUGGGACGAAGCCUUUACUGGAAAGUCUCAAAGGUGAUGGUAACUCUCGUAAGAAGCCAGCGGAGUUGACAGCUUGCUGGGCUAUCAAGCAUACUAUCGAUGAUUUACUGUCUGAUCUGGAAGUCAGGAGGUCUAUGAGCGAAUUCUUAAGCAGAUCGAAUGCUCAGCAGUUGGAAAUGGGGCAAACCCUUAGAAGACUCACGACGAGGCCUUUGAGGAGUUUAAAGAAACUAAAUUCAUUAGAACGUGCUAUGGAAAUGAUGACGGAUUGGAAAGAAGACUACGCUCGAUAUCUCCGAGCCUCUCAGGCUAUUGGCAAUACUCUCAACGGAUUGUACCCUAAACUCUCAGAGGAAGAGAUUCAGAAGGGUCGAUCUUUUGCUGACGAGUUCCGUCAAGGGUCUCAGGAAUUUGUCGAAAACCUGGAACAUGAACACCUCAUGGGAAUAUGUGGAUACCGAGAGUUACCUCUCGAACUGGUCAACAAAUAUGGUGAUGAUGAGGAAACUGACGAGAAAGUUAGAGCCGCGGACGAUCAAGUUGUCACUAUCUUACGGGCGACCCGACUGGACGAUCUAAGGUCUUUCGACAAGAAAUUGAAGAUCGGUUGGGCGAAUGAUGAGGACACUGCCAAGAAUGAUGACGAUACAGACGAUGAAGAUACGACGAGGAGAAAGACCGGCGAAUCGCCAGUCGUGCGUGUCUUACCUUGUCGUGAGGGUACACCCGCUGUGGUGUUCUUAGCGGAGGAUUUGGGAAAGAGAGCGAGAAAAAUGAACUAUACCUUGAACAUCACAGAUAACCCGAGUCGAUGUAUUUCUGACAUGAAGAUCCUGAUCCAGGAAGGUACGGCAGUGGCUCAAUCAGCCACAAAGCAAUGUAACUCCUUCAUAUGUUCCGACCGUUCACUGAAAAGCGUUUUACCUAAGAACGAAUACCGGAGUCUGGAUGAACUGCAGGGAGCUGUCUCUUUGCUGGGAACAAGAUCAAAGAAGAAAUCUGGAUUGAAGCUGGUUCAUCAUGAACUCAAAGACAUGUAUAACCAGUUGUCGGAGACUGUGUCAUCAUGCAGAACGGAAAUCAUUGAUAACACUGAAAGAUUAAUAUCGGAAGCUGAAGCCGGAGCGAGAUAUAUCGAAGAGAGUAAUCUCACAGAGAUGUAUCCAAAUGAUCGAUUAGUGAACCUAGCUGAAGAAGCAUUUUCAGCAAAAUCUAAAUUGGAUUUGAAUCAUCUUUACAGACUUAAGAGCAUGAUCUCAGGGAACGUGCUUGAUUCGGAAGGUAAACCUCUACCUCACAUGUCGAGAAAGACGAGGUUCAGUCUGCAACGAAAAUAUGAUAGUUACAAGAAGGUCAUGAGCAAAACUCCGUUCAAAGAUGUACAAAGCAUUUCCGACCUCGAGUUCACCCUUGAAGAAAUGGGUGAUUGGCAAGAGAAUGACGAAGCAAAUUUGACUUCGGCUUUGCACGAGUUGACAGUAUCCGAGGAUCAAGAGGAAGGUGCUGACACUGCGGAGAGCUCGGACGACCGACCAAAGAAAUAUACAAGCUGGGCAGCCAUGCUGAGAGAAUCGACGACUAGAAGUUAG